This is a messenger RNA of Aspergillus homomorphus CBS 101889, 981 nucleotides long. RefSeq lists its product as uncharacterized. The transcript has a single exon. The record is from RefSeq and is a predicted model, not a curated record. The coding region runs from base 335 to 934 and encodes 199 amino acids. Gene Ontology annotation, biological process: protein transport. Lineage: Eukaryota; Fungi; Ascomycota; Eurotiomycetes; Eurotiales; Aspergillaceae.
AGCUACUACCACCAAUUUACAACAGGUGGCCUUUCAUACCUCCAGUUUCGAGAUCUCUUGAGAGGGCACGAAAAUACGUGAGACAAGCAAUCGCAGCAUCCGCAACUUGCUUCUCAGCCACCUCUUCUUCAAGCUUUGACUCCUCAGCGAAGCAAGCUUUCGCCAUUCCAAUUUCCCUCCUCCCCCACACUUCCGGCCAAACCCGCCCUCCCUCGUCUUUUGCCUCCAGCCCGCCGUAAAAGACCGCACCUGAAGGUCCUCCGAACGAAUCUACCCAAUAACAUCAGCACACUGAACUGAAGUGCUUCAAACGGUAACAAAAACCAAAGCAAAAAUGUCGACCCCAAACCCCGACCCCCGCGCCCAGGCUCUCGAAGCCCUGAGCGACUUCUUCACGCAGCUCUACUCCUUCGCCGAGACGCUCGUCACGCGCUUCAUCACAAACCUGCACGCCUCCUUCGCCAACGUCUCCAUGGGUCGCUGGACCAAGGUCAUCCUGUCCGUCAUCGGCUACCUGAUCGUCCGGCCCUACAUCGAGGCCUGGUUCAAGAAGAUGCACGAGAAGGACCGCAAGAAGCACAUGGAGAAGAAGCGCGCCCAGGAGGAGGCCGCCGCCGGCGGGGCCGGUGGGGACAAGAAGAAGGCGCGCAUGUCGGCUAAUGCCCUCCGCGGGGGUGGUGCUGGACGGGUGCUCGGGGAGGUCGAGAAUACGGAUGAUGAGAUCGAUGAGGAGGAGACUACCACCGCGGAGGAUUUUGCGACGGCGAGUGGCGUGCCUGAGUGGGGCAAGAAUGCGCGCAAGAGGCAGAAGAAGUACAUGAAGAACUUGGAGAAAGAGGCGGAGAAGCAGACGCAGAAGCUGUCUGAGGAGCAGAUUAUGGAGUUGUUGGAUUGGAGUGAGGAUGAGGGUGAGGGAGUCAAGAAGGAAGAGUAAAUGCGAAACUGACAGUUGAUAUGUGGUGGCUGGGUGUUUGUUCGAGG